UAGUUUUCACUACACAAAAUGGAAAGGUCGCUAUAGUGACUGGAGGUGCUAAAGGAAUUGGUUACCAAACUGUGAAGCAUUUGGCACGACUUGGCAUGCACGUUGUAAUAGCUGGAAACAAUGAGAGGGAGGGCCAAGAAGCAGUGAAGAAGCUACAAGAAGAAACUUUGACUGGAAAAGUGGAGUUUUUAUACUGUGAUUUGGCUUCCAUGAAGUCUAUACGGCAAUUUGUGCAGCAGUUUAGAGCAAAGAAUUGUCCACUCCAUGUCCUGGUGAAUAAUGCUGGGGUGAUGAUGGUCCCUGAAAGGAAGACAGAGGAUGGGUUUGAGGAGCACUUCGGCUUGAACUACUUGGGACACUUCCUGUUGACUAACCUCCUCUUGGAAACGCUGAAGCAAUCAGGAACGCACAGUCACAACGCUAGGAUCGUCACUGUCUCAUCAGCCACCCAUUAUGUAGGCAAACUGCACCUGAACGACUUACAAAGCAGAUGUUCGUAUUCACCCCAUGGAGCCUAUGCCCAAAGCAAACUUGCCCUUGUGUUAUUUACCUAUCGUCUACAGCAUCUUCUGACUGCAAAUGGAAGCCAUGUGACUGCUAAUGUAGUAGACCCUGGAGUAGUGAAUACUGACCUCUACAAGCAUGUCUUUUGGGUUGUGAAAGUGGUCAAAUGGAUGACAGCCUGGCUAGUUUUCAAGACUCCAGAGGAAGGAGCCUCUACAAGCAUCUAUGCAGCAGUAUCACCUGAGAUGGAAGGAGUUGGUGGCUGCUACCUUUAUAAUGAAGAAAGGACAAAAUCAGCUGACGUAGCAUACGAUGAGGAGCUGCAGAGAAGGCUCUGGACAGAAAGCUGCAAAAUGGUUGGGAUUUCUGAUGAAUCCAGCAGAGUUCCCUAGACCAAGCCACUUCCAGCUGGGUACAUGAAAUGUAUUGACAAGCAUCUUAGGUGAAAUCUUGCAGCAUCAAUCAUCAUCCUGGAAAUCACUGUUCAAUCCCAAAGGCAAACCUGAACAGCUCUCUUCUUUGCUUGAAUCCCUAGUCUGCUAGGGUGUAGGGGGAAAUAUUCCCACAGAAAGAUGUAGUGGUUGGUUUUAAAUCUAACCAUCAGUUUUGUAAAUCAUUAUGUUUCAGUCUGUGAU
Molecule: messenger RNA, 1139 nt
Organism: Chaetura pelagica (chimney swift)
Lineage: Eukaryota; Metazoa; Chordata; Aves; Apodiformes; Apodidae
Gene: DHRSX
Product: dehydrogenase/reductase (SDR family) X-linked
Exons: 6
Coding region: 96-896 (266 amino acids)
Source: RefSeq, a predicted model, not a curated record